Molecule: messenger RNA, 1452 nt
Organism: Panicum hallii
Lineage: Eukaryota; Viridiplantae; Streptophyta; Magnoliopsida; Poales; Poaceae
Product: probable glycosyltransferase 7
Exons: 1
Coding region: 7-1281 (424 amino acids)
Cellular component (GO): endosome; membrane; trans-Golgi network
Molecular function (GO): galactosyltransferase activity
Source: RefSeq, a predicted model, not a curated record
CUCACGAUGCCGCAGCGCGCCGCGAAGCCGUCGUUGCUCGUCGACGCGCUCCUCUUCGCCGCGGGCGGCGUCGUCGCCACGGUGCUGCUGCUCGCGCUCGCCAACCCGUUCGCCUACUACGACGAGGGAGAGGGCGCCCUGCACGCCGGCUCCUCCCCGGGCGGCGGCGGCCGCACGUUCUACGAUGACCCGGUGCUGGCGUACACCGUGGACCGGCCCAUCGCGGGGUGGGACGAGAAGCGCGCCGGGUGGGCGCGCGCGCGCCCGGAGCUCUCCCGCGGCGAGGAGCGCGUCCUGAUGGUGUCCGGCUCGCAGCCGGCGCCGUGCGGGGCCCCCGGCGGCGACAACACGCUGACGCGGCUGCUGAAGAACAAGGCGGACUACUGCCGGCUCCACGGCGUGCAACUGCUGUACAACACGGCGCUGCUGCGGCCGUCGAUGGACCGGUACUGGGCCAAGAUACCGGCGAUCCGCGCCGCCAUGGUGGCGCACCCGGAGGCGGAGUGGGUGUGGUGGGUGGACUCGGACGCCGUGCUCACCGACAUGGACUUCCGCCUCCCCCUGCGCCGGUACCGCGGCCACAACCUCGUCGUCCACGGCUGGCCGCGCCUCGUGUUCGAGGCCAGGUCCUGGACCAGCCUCAACGCCGGGGUGUUCCUCAUCCGGAACUGCCAGUGGUCGCUCGACUUCAUGGACGCGUGGGCCGCCAUGGGGCCCGACUCCCCGGACUACCGGCGCUGGGGCACCGUGCUCAAGUCCACGUUCGGGGACAAGGUGUUCGACGAGUCGGACGACCAGUCGGCGCUCGUGUACAUGCUGCUGCAGAGCGGCAGCCCGUGGCGGGAGAAGGUGUUCCUCGAGAGCGACUACUACUUCGAGGGCUACUGGCUGGAGAUCGUGGGGCGGCUCGGCAACAUCACGGAGCGUUACGAGGCGAUGGAGCGGCGACCGGGGUCGGCCGCGCUGCGACGGCGGCGCGCGGAGGUCGAGCACGCGGCGCACGCCGCGGCGAGGAACGCGGCGCUGGCGGGGGCCGGGCUGUCGGAGGCCGGGGUGAACGGGUGGCGCCGGCCCUUCGUGACGCACUUCACGGGGUGCCAGCCCUGCAGCGGGCAGCGGAACGAGCACUACACCGGGGCCAGCUGCGACGAGGGCAUGCGCCGCGCGCUCAACUUUGCCGACGACCAGGUGCUCAGGGCGUACGGGUUCCGGCACGCCGGGCCGCUCAGCGACGACGUGCAGCCGCUGCCGUUCGAUUACCCCGCGACUGCUAGUCAGUGACCAGCAAGUCAAGCGUCUGUGGGUGUGGCUGAUCGACGUGAGGUCCGCAGCUGUUAUUAGCUACGCAAAACGUCAUGCUGUAAUUCUCUCGGCUUCAUAACUUAAGACGUGUACUUAGUCAACAGUAGCCUUCGCGGCGGAUUCUCAAUGAGAAUGCAGAACAUUAAGAUC